CAAUCUUGAUAUCAAUAUAUAAAUUCACCAUUGAGAUCAGAUCAAGAAGUGAGAAGAGGAAAACAAGUUCUUGGAAUAUAUAACAUAUUCUAGACUUUAACCAUCAAUUUAAACUUUUAGUCGGUGAGUUGGUACCGUGACAUAGUAUCAGAGCUAACGUGAUAAGAGGCCACGGUACAAAUCUCAUUCAAUCUUAAAUUCAAGUGUAAUAUUUAAUGGCAGAUUAUAUGAGAAGGGUUUGUGUUAUAUUCACAAUUCUAAUCUAAAGGCAUUUUGUGUAAGGGGGCGUAUUAGAAAGUAAUAUAUACAACAAUUUCUACCAUCAGCUAAAACUUUUUGCCGAGUUGGUUCGUUGACACUAUAUGUUGACGUUAGCCACUAUGGCUUGUCAUCCACUUUUGACAGGAAUAGGUGUGCAGCUUCGUAAUUUCAAGCAUGGGUUCUCAAGCAGUCAAAUUCAAACCUUGGCUUCAAUGUGUGAAGCUUUGGUUCCUCCUCUUCCACCUUCUUGUGUGAGUGAAGAAAUUAAGUCUGCUUAUUCUCAAGAAGCUAUUUAUUCUUUUUUUGGAGCUUCUGCUUCUCAGCCUUCUGUCCCAGACGAGGUGGCAGAGCUAAUAGCAAAGCGGGGUUUGCCAGAGGCAGUAAUUCUAAUCAAAGUUGUACUGAGGCUACUAUCAACCAGACCAGGAACAUUGUUGCUUUGUGGGCCGUUAUGCAUGGACCAUAAAUUUCCUUAUAUUCGCAAAUACUCAGAGAUGACUCUAAACAACAGAGAAAAGUUGCUGCAAAGUUGGUGUAGAGAAAGCAACAUAACUCCUUUAAGAGCUGUUUUUCUGUUCAUCAAAGUUGUUUGUUGCUUCAUCUUCUUCUCUCGGAUUGAUGACAAAGCAACAAAUCCAAAUUGGGAAGCCAUAGGCUACAAAGUUGAUUCAAGAAAGCCAUCAAUCAGGCCCAAAGAAAGAUCAAGACCACUCCAGAAGGGUAUAAUCAACUGUAACAACAUAAACAAUGAUUCUCUAGUCCAAGCUCUUACAGAAAAAGGCCUAGAAGUUACACAAGUUCCAAACCAAAACACAAUAAAGAUAAAAUGUGAUGUUGUUAUAGUAGGCUCAGGAUGUGGUGGAGGAGUAGCAGCAGGAAUUCUCGCAAAACAUGGCCUAAAAGUAAUCAUCCUUGAAAAAGGCAACUACUUUGCUGCUUCAGAUUACUCUUCUUUGGAAGGUCCAUCAAUGGAUCAACUAUACAUAGCUGGAGGAAUGAUGUCGACUCGAGAUGGGCAAAUCUUGCUUGCUUCAGGAUCAACAGUUGGGGGAGGAUCUGCUGUAAAUUGGUCAGCAAGCAUCAAAACACCAGAUUCAGUGCUUACAGAAUGGUGGGUCAAUCACAAGCUACGAAUAUUUGGUGGGCCAGAGUACAGAUCCGCCAUGGAUGAGGUUUGGAAAAGGUUAGAUGUCACAGAAGAAUGCUCAGAAGAAGGGUUUCAGAAUCAAGUUUUAAGAAAAGGGUGUGAAAAUCUUGGCCUAAAAGCUGAAAAAGUACCAAGAAAUUCAUCAAAAGAUCAUUAUUGUGGUUCAUGUGGGUAUGGUUGUAGAACAGGGGAUAAGAAAGGAACUGAUACUACUUGGUUAGUUGAUGCUGUUGAUAAUGGUGCAGUCAUUUUAACCGGGUGCAAAGCCCAGAACUUCGUGCUCGAAACCAACAAAAAUGGAGGAAAAAGAUCAAAGAAAUGUAUUGGGGUUUUAGCAAAGAAUCUACAAAUUGAAUCCAAAAUUUCAAUUUCUGCUUGUGGAUCUCUGUUUACACCCCCACUUUUGAUCUCUAGUGGGUUGAAGAAUCCCAACAUCGGAACAAAUCUUCAUCUGCAUCCUACAUUAUUAGCUUGGGGUGUGUUUCCAGAAUGUUCUACACCAAAUCUGAAAGGAAAAUCUUAUGAAGGAGGAAUCAUUACUUCACUUCAUAAGGUUGCUUCUAAAACAUCUGAUGAAAUUCAUGCUAUCAUUGAAGCUACAUCACUUGGUCCUGCCUCAUUUUCUGGGUUAAUACCAUGGAUCUCGGGUCUGGACAUGAAGGAAAGGAUGAUCAAAUAUGGAAGAACAGUUAAUCUAGUUGCAUUAAUUAAAGAUCAUAGUACAGGAACAGUUAAAAAAGAAGGCAUAAUCACAUAUUCCUUAAACAAAUAUGAUAAGAAGAAUUUAGAAAUGGGUUUAAGACAAUGUUUAAGGAUCUUGAUUAGUGCAGGAGCUGCUGAAGUGGGGACAUUUAGAAGUGAUGGGCAGAGAUUGAAAUGUAAAGGGGUAAAAGCAGAGGAAAUCGACGAGUUUUUAGAGUCGAUUGUAGCGAGUGGAGGACCGAUGUCGAGGGAUGAGAAAUGGGCAGUGUAUGGAAGUGCUCAUCAAAUGAGUAGUUGUAGGAUGGGGGUGACUGAAAAAGAAGGGGCAGUUGAUGAAAAUGGAGAAUGUUGGGAAGCUGAAGGAUUGUAUGUGUGUGAUGGUAGUGUUUUGCCAACUGCUAUAGGAGUUAAUCCUAUGAUUACUAUUCAAUCUGUUGCUUAUUGUAUUGCCACUAGAAUUUCAAGUGUGUUUGAUCAAGGAAAAUAGAUGCUUUUAUUGGUAUGGGUUGCCGUCUUUGUUCCUUUACAGAUCUUGUUUAUAAUCUCUAUGAGCGAGAUACACUGGAUAUAAUGACGAUGACUUCUUAUAUUUAUAAAGAAUCACAUUUAAAAUUUCUCUUUACAUGUAUGAAAUAUUUUAAACGUAACUUACAAUAUAAAAUCAAGGGAGUAAUUGUUUUGGUAUCUUCAGCUAAUUUUUAUAGCUAUACCAUUUUAUAUAGUUUAAACUUUAAAGUUCUUUCUUCUUGUAGAGUUGCACUGUACAAUUAAUUUUUUUUGGG
Messenger RNA from Amaranthus tricolor (Joseph's coat), 2892 nucleotides. Its product is annotated as long-chain-alcohol oxidase FAO2-like. The transcript is spliced from 3 exons. The record is from RefSeq and is a predicted model, not a curated record. Bases 363 to 2597 code for a protein of 744 amino acids. Lineage: Eukaryota; Viridiplantae; Streptophyta; Magnoliopsida; Caryophyllales; Amaranthaceae. Gene Ontology annotation, molecular function: long-chain-alcohol oxidase activity; flavin adenine dinucleotide binding.